CUCCUACCUGUGAAUCUCCCAGCGGUCUGUGGAGCAGCGCUGACUGGAGCAGCUGAGGAAAGUGAACGGGGACAGCGACAUGUCAUUGAGAGCGGCAUAAUCGCCGAAACGCCGAUAUUUGAACGACUUCUUGCACCGAGCCUCGCAAGACUACAAAGAGCGGCUUGGUUCACAGCUGAAUAGCUUUGGAGACAUUGAUUAAGUUGGCGUUUAUGAGAGAAAUAUCGAUUAGACACCGCUGAGGCGACCCUGUCACUGGAUGGACGACAGAGAGCUUGUUCGUACACAAGCCGCCUGAAGAGACAGCCGUUUCUCUCACGAACCCCCCUGCGUUCUGACUGAUAACAACAUAGACCACACGAAUAUUGGUUUUAGACUCCAUUUUAUUUUGAAGACAUGGAAAAAGACGAGGAAAACCCUUCAAAAUGAAAACGUGAAGUCGUCAUUAAUGCGGAUUUAAAUGUGUCGCGCGAGGGUAACUUAACGGACGCGCGUUUCCUCCUCACGCUCUCCAAGCUGCUGCAUUUCUCGCUCAAAAAUAUUGUUCCCACUGAGCGGACGUGGAUAGGAAAAUAGAGAAGAAAGAAGAGGGAUAUUUGAAGCAAUAUGGCUGAUGGCUGGGGUUGGGGGCGCAGGCAGGAGCUCUCCAAAGCUUCAUCUCAAUGCUAGCUGUGGCAGAUGGCAACGGAUCCUAUGGCAGCAGCCCUAGAAUGACUAAUAAUAUCAAUUUUAAUAAAAACACGGACUCUUCUGUCUCUAUAUCGAAGAUGGACCUGAUCAUCCCGUUCUCACCAGAAGUACCCUGUGAUAACAAUGGUCAGCGCAUGUGGUGGGCUUUCCUCGCCUCGUCCAUGGUGACGUUCUUCGGGGGUCUCUUCAUCAUCCUCCUGUGGAGGACCCUUAAGUACCUGUGGACGGUCUGCUGUCAUUGCAACAUCAAAAACAAGGAGGCUCAGAAGGUGAAUAACCAUAUGAACAGUCAGGCUGAUGGCCCAACGAAGAACCAGAAUGAUAAAGAGGAAGCCCCAGUCAGCGAGGUGGGCUGGAUGACCUCAGUCAAAGACUGGGCAGGGGUCAUGAUCUCAGCACAGACCCUUACCGGCAGAGUUCUGGUGGUGUUGGUCUUUGCACUCAGCAUCGGAGCUCUGGGAAUAUACUUCAUAGAUUCUUCGGAUCCUAUAGAAUCCUGUCCGAAUUUCUACAAAGACUUCACGUUACAAAUUGACAUGGCAUUCAACGUGUUCUUCUUACUCUACUUUGGCCUGCGCUUCAUAGCAGCUAAUGAUAAGCUGUGGUUCUGGUUGGAGGUGAACUCAGUGGUGGACUUCUUCACCGUACCGCCUGUGUUUGUGUCAGUAUAUCUGAACAGGAGCUGGCUGGGUCUGAGGUUUCUAAGAGCCUUGAGAUUGAUACAGUUCUCAGAAAUUUUACAGUUUUUGAAUAUCUUAAAAACAAGUAAUUCCAUCAAGCUGGUGAACCUGUGUUCCAUCUUCAUAAGCACAUGGCUCACUGCUGCAGGAUUCAUUCAUCUGGUGGAAAACUCAGGGGAUCCAUGGGAGAACUUCCAAAACUCUCAACAGCUCUCAUAUUGGGAAUGUGUGUACUUAUUAAUGGUCACUAUGUCCACGGUGGGAUAUGGAGACGUCUAUGCAAGAACCACUCUUGGACGCCUUUUCAUGGUCUUCUUCAUUCUUGGUGGUCUGGCCAUGUUUGCCAGCUACGUCCCUGAAAUCAUAGAGUUAAUAGGAAACCGCAAGAAAUAUGGUGGUUCCUAUAGUGCGGUAAAUGGCAGAAAGCACAUUGUGGUCUGUGGUCAUAUCACGCUCGAAAGUGUUUCCAACUUCCUCAAAGACUUCCUACACAAGGACAGGGAUGAUGUCAAUGUAGAAAUUGUUUUUCUUCAUAAUAUUUCCCCUAAUCUUGAGCUGGAAGCCUUGUUCAAACGUCACUUCACUCAGGUGGAAUUCUAUCAAGGAUCGGUCCUCAACCCACAUGAUCUAGCAAGAGUAAAGAUCGAGUCAGCGGAUGCCUGCUUGAUUCUUGCAAACAAAUACUGUGCAGACCCUGAUGCUGAAGAUGCCUCUAAUAUCAUGAGAGUAAUAUCUAUAAAGAACUACCAUCCAAAGAUCAGAAUAAUCACUCAAAUGUUGCAGUACCACAAUAAGGCCCAUCUGCUAAACAUUCCCAGCUGGAACUGGAAGGAGGGUGAUGAUGCGAUCUGCCUGGCCGAGCUGAAGGCAGGCUUCAUAGCCCAGAGCUGCUUGGCACAGGGCCUGUCCACCAUGCUCGCCAACCUCUUCUCCAUGAGGUCAUACAUCAAGAUUGAGGAGGACACAUGGCAGAAGUAUUAUCUGGAGGGAGUGGCCAAUGAAAUGUACACUGAGUAUCUGUCCAGUGCCUUUGUGGGGCUUUCAUUUCCUACAGUUUGUGAGCUGUGCUAUGUGAAGCUCAAGUUGUUGUUGAUCGCUAUUGAGUACAAGUCAGAGCAGAGGGAAAGCAGAAGCAGAAAGCGUAUUCUGAUCAACCCGGGAAAUCAUGUUAAGAUGCAGGAGGGGACAUUAGGAUUCUUUAUCGCCAGUGAUGCCAAAGAGGUGAAAAGAGCCUUUUUCUACUGCAAAGCAUGUCAUGAUGACAUCACAGAUCCCAAAAGGAUUAAAAAGUGUGGCUGCAAGAGAAUGACAUAUUCCAAGAUGUCCGUCUACAAGCGAAUGAAACUGGCAUGUUGUUUUGAUUGCGGGCGCUCUGAGCACGACUGCUCGUGCAUGUCAGGCAGUGUACAUAGUAACAUGGACAGUCUUCAGAGGGCCUUCCCACUUUCUUCUGUCUCUGUUCAUGAUUGCUCAACCAGUUUACGUGCCUCCAAAUACAAGUUUAACGGAUAUGUCAGAUCACUCGAAGAAGAGCAUCCAUCAACACUGUCACCCAAAAAGAAGCAACGCAACGGAGGCAUGCGAAAUUCACCCAACUGCUCACCCAAAAUGAUGAGACAUGACCCUCUACUCAUUCCGGGAAAUGAGCAGAUUGAGAACAUGGAUGCUAGUGUGAAAAGAUACGACUCUACUGGAAUGUUUCACUGGUGUCCAUCCAAAGAUAUUGAGAAGGCCAUUCUGACACGCAGCGAGGCCUCCAUGACGGUUUUAAGUGGACAUGUAGUAGUCUGUAUAUUUGGAGAUGUCACGUCAGCUUUAGUGGGGCUUCGAAACUUGGUGAUGCCUUUGAGAGCAAGCAACUUCCAUUACCACGAACUAAAGCCCAUCGUGUUUGUGGGCUCAUUAGAUUAUCUGAGAAGAGAGUGGGAAACCCUUCACAACUUCCCCAAAGUCUCCAUCUUACCUGGUACACCAUUAAGUCGAGCUGAUUUAAGGGCCGUCAACAUCAACCUCUGUGACAUGUGCGUUAUCCUGUCAGCCAAUCAGAACAAUAUCGACGAUGCUUCACUGCAGGACAAGGAAUGCAUCUUGGCGACUCUUAACAUAAAAUCUAUGCAGUUUGAUGACAGCAUUGGGGUCUUGCAGGCUAAUUCCCAAGGUUUCACACCUCCGGGGAUGGAUAGGUCAUCUCCAGAUAACAGUCCAGUGCACGGCUUAGUGCGGCAGGCAUCCAUCACCACGGGAUCAAAUAUCCCGAUCAUAACUGAACUUGCUAAGCCUGGCAAACUAUUGCCUUUGGUUUCAUUCAGUCAGGAAAAAAACAGUGGAAACAACAUACAAAUGAUAACAGAACUGGUGAAUGACUCCAACGUUCAGUUUUUGGACCAAGACGACGAUGACGACCCAGAUACGGAGCUGUAUCUGACCCAGCCGUUUGCCUGCGGUACCGCGUUCGCCAUCAGCGUGUUGGACUCCCUGAUGAGUGCGACUUACUUCAAUGAUAAUAUCCUCACCCUGAUCCGGACGCUGGUCACAGGAGGCGCCACUCCGGAGCUGGAGGGCCUUCUAGCUGAGGAGAACGCACUGAGAGGUGGCUACAGCACGCCGCAGACGCUGGCUAACAGGGACAGGUGUCGGGUCGCCCAACUGGCCCUCUACGAUGGGCCCUUCGCAGACUUGGGGGAUGGUGGUUGCUACGGAGACUUAUUUUGUAAAGCAUUAAAAACGUACAACAUGCUGUGCUUUGGAAUCUAUAGAUUGCGAGAUGCACAUUUAAGUACACCAGGCCAAUGCACAAAAAGGUAUGUCAUCACAAACCCACCUUAUGAGUUUGAGCUGGUGCCCACGGACCUGAUCUUCUGUCUGAUGCAGUUUGACCACAAUGCGGGCCAGUCCCGAGUGAGCCUGUCCCACUCCUCCCAUUCCUCUCAUUCAUCCAGCAAGAAGUGCUCGUCUGUUCACUCCAUCCCCGCCACGAAUCGGCAGAACCGCAGCAGCAAAGCACGUGAAGCCCGUGACAAACAGAAUGCAACAAGGAUGAAUAGAAUGGGCCAAGAAAAGAGAUGGUUUACAGAUGAAGCAGAAAACACAUACCCAAGUAACAUUCAAAUGAAGCCAAUGAGCACUCACAUGGCCAACCAAGUCAAUCAGUACAAAUCCACUAGCAAUCUGAUUCCACCUAUAAGAGAAGUCGAAGAUGAAUGCUGAAAGAAUCCCCAGCCUUUACCGUUAUGGAGGGACUUGGGUCAUCCUGCUGUAAAAGAUGAGCGCUAAUUGCAAAACCAUGACUGAGAUGAUGGCGACACAUUGUUCUUCCCUUAUUCAACUCGAGGUUUUGAAGCGAUUGAGAACUGGAAGGGACUUCCUAUAUGUAUAGCUUUAAUGUUACUUCCAUACUUUUAUACAUGUAUACAUAGUGAUGUACAUAAUGACAAUCAAGUAAGGAUUGUACAGCCCCCUAGCACUUUUUAAAACUGUUAACAGGCAAACAAAAAAAAAGAAAAAAAAAGAAAAAAGUACUUCCUGUGAUUCACUGCAAUAUUUCACCUCUGCCGUGACCUGACUCCAUGCAGAGGGCGCUAUAAUGGAGGGUGAGGGUCACCGUCAUUCACGUCAUCCAGACACUACCCAAAGAUCAGUCCUGCCGAUAGAGUUACGUAUCCAUCGUCCUUUUCAUUUUGCACUAUCAUAUAAGUCGAGCACUGCCCACAGAAGAGUCAAAGCGUUCCCUCGGUUCUCCUCUGAGUUUGGGGCUGACGUCUCAGGCUGAAGCUGUUAACUGAAUGGUUUUGUUCAAGGAAACGAGUGUUUGCCUGACUGUUUUCAUGCAUGGUGUGUGCUGAAGGCUGCUUGAAGUAACCUGAACUUAUAGCUCUGGAAAGGAUGCCCAUUUCCAUCCCUACAGACUGUUUAGGCACAUAUACACAUGGAAAUAUUUGUUGUACCUAAUGCAAAUGGCCAUCCCCAACGUAGCUCUUCGGAACUGGCAAUACAUUGAGGAUAUGCACUACUUCUGUUGAUGUCUUUCCAUCAUCUAUGACUGCUGGUGUGGGAUCUGUCUGUGGAGGAUUAUAUCAUGUUUGUUUGCAUCUGCGGCUCUGCUAUUUAUAAGAUUGAUUGAAACUACUGUAACCUGCUGAUAAUUCAACAAUGAUUGAGCUUUAACGCUGUGAAAAAAAAGUUGAGAAUAUGAGACAGUAGAAUACAGUUGAAAAUGCCACAUAUUGCAUAAAGUGGGCAUUAUUGGUUCCUCCUUUGGGUGUAGCCACUGCCUGACACAGGGUUGGCACAGGGGCGGAAAAGUGCUUGGAUGUUCCCUGUGACCAACUGUGAUGCCUUAUACUCUAGAGCAAAAAGCUCAAUCAUAAUGUUCAAUUAUCAGCCAAAGAUGUAACUUGUGGACGGCUCUUGCUGUGGACUGAAUGGAUUUGAACGUCACUCACUUACACGACAAUGUUGUACCUUUAAGUAGAACGUAUAAUGAUACAAAUGUUUCACAGAUCUUUGAACGUUGCUGCAAGUGCUCUGUCAGAUUUAUACACAAGUACAUACUUAUUUUUUAUCCAUGAGCGUAAUCAUUUUGUACUUAUUUUUAUACAUAUCAGAGAACUUUAUUUCUAAAUGUAUCUUAAAUAUAUCUUAAUAGCAAAUCACGGGAACCGUCAAAGAUUUGUGAACCCGAGUCAAAAAGAUACAAUUUCAGCUUGCCAUCUGGAGUGCUCUUUGAUACUUAGACGGGUUGCUUUGAAGGACCUCGAGCUCUACUACUAAAACAACUUAUAUGCUUUCAUUUUCAUAAGCUAACUGAGGUGAAAACCACUAUUGAAUGACUGAUGACACGAUGCUGAUCCUCAGACAGACAUGAACUCAGAGAUGCACGUGAGGAGGGACUGCUCUUUCUGUAAUGAGUCAUAGUAAUAUUAGCGAUGUUUGACCUAAAGUCUCUGUAAAGAGAAGAGCGUGCUGAAGUACUUGUACUGAAGCAAACACAAUGUGAUCAGAUCAGCAGUGAACUAAUAGAUUAUAGAUGCAAGAAAAGAGACAUUAGCACUCUCCAUCCAUUGAGCAAAAGAAUAUAAAUGUUAUAAAUUCUGCCCGUUCUAGUCCACAUUUACUUUAAGUAAAAUGAUCUCAGCUUUGAUUAUCUACUGGACAAUUAGGCUUGUGAUUUUCUGAAUUGUGAUUACAUUGGUGUUGCACUUUGUAGCAAGUAGAUUUCUUAAUAAAUUAAGAAAAAAAAAAAAUAAUACAAAUGUGAGUAACUCUGUUUAAUUGGAUUGUCUAUGUACUUGCUAGCCUAAAAGAAAAUAUUUUGAGCUAAAAAGAAUCCAUUGGAGUUAAAGGUCCAAUUUAUUUAUUAAUUUUUUUCUUCUAUGUAAGGUCCUUUUCCUGUAACAAACUACAUUACAAAGAAAGGCCGAUGGCGCAGUCAAGUUUCAUCUGAUGACAAAAGUGUAGAUGCAUGUUGAGACAAGCAGAAAGCAAACUAGCUCUUUCUUUUUGAGGAUUAUUUUCCAUAAGGUUUUUACAUUCCAUUUUGUCAUCAGCAUUUCAAUAUUACUAUCACAUAUAGUUUGAAAAUGUCAAAAUUGGUGGUUUGUUUACAGAUCUUUUCUUUCUUUUUCAAAACACAUACUCAGGUAGUGAUCCUGAUGACAAAACUACGAAGUAAAGCUGACUUACAUUUUUUUUGGUACCUUUCGUAGGCCUGAUGAAAGUUUGAGGUGAUACUGAGAUUUCUUUUCCACUGCAACAAAUGUGCAGUGUUUUAAUAUCAUGCAAUUUAUUUGUACAUCUUGUGAAGAAACUACAGUGUACACAUAUCAGAGUUUCUACAGUGCCAUGAAAUGUGUCCAUCUGCCAGCAUCAGUCAGUCAUUGGUCAGUAAUACUGGAUGAAUAUAAUGGCAUCUGAUACUGGCAUGGAGAACGUCCAAGCCAUCCUUGCCUCCAUGCCAGGACAGUGCCAGGCAGUGCAGGAAGACCAAAGGAGGAACCCUGUAAGACCCACUAGAGCGAAAAGUGGCAUUCAAAUGGGCAUAUGACACUUGUGCCUAUGCAAGCUGCUGAAAUCCUAGCACCUUGGUUAUAGAUACUGAACAAGUCAAAAAAAGGGGACAGCAAUGACUGAAAGAUGCUGAGUAGAACUAUGAUGUUUAGUUGGAUCACCUGUCAAUGUAUUCAGGAGUGUUUAAUUAAAGUAACAUAUAAAGCAACCUUACUUAUGUGCUAUGUUAUACACAGCUAUCAUAUUUUGGCUAUUUUAUUCUAUUGUUAAAGACAGAUUUAAGUUUUAGAAACUGUAUAAAGAAAAUACACUGUAACAGAAUAAAUACUUGGAGGGAAUCAAGUCUUAACAUGCUUAACUUGAAUAAGGAUUACUGUUUUGUCACUGUCUUUUCUUCCACUUCAAUAAAUAAUAAAAACAUCCAUCCAUACAUGUAAUUAUUGGCAUAUUCAUUACUGGAAAAUGGGGUUUCUCAUAGCAGAAUGACUGAUUUGACUACCAGAUGUGAAGAAAUUGAUGGUGCUGAGCUGAUCUACCUGACUCUGUCAAAUAUAACCUGCUGAUAAAACAUACUUUCUUGUACAAAAAAAACUGUACAUAAAUUGUACAUGGUUUCUUUUUGUAUUUUCUCAAAUUAAAAUUGAUGUAUGUGUGUUCUA
Cyprinus carpio (common carp) is the source of this 8035-nucleotide messenger RNA. RefSeq names its product potassium large conductance calcium-activated channel, subfamily M, alpha member 1a. The coding region runs from base 663 to 4577 and encodes 1304 amino acids. Gene Ontology annotation, cellular component: postsynaptic membrane. NCBI's taxonomy places the organism in Eukaryota, Metazoa, Chordata, Actinopteri, Cypriniformes, Cyprinidae. Gene Ontology annotation, biological process: potassium ion transport; transmembrane transport. The record is from RefSeq and is a predicted model, not a curated record. The transcript is spliced from 34 exons. Gene Ontology annotation, molecular function: large conductance calcium-activated potassium channel activity.